This is a messenger RNA of Periconia digitata, 2267 nucleotides long. The record is from the annotation of a GenBank genome assembly. Lineage: Eukaryota; Fungi; Ascomycota; Dothideomycetes; Pleosporales; Periconiaceae.
CCCGAGCGCGUUGCUGGGGACAGGGGUGUGGUCGCUUCUCGCUUAGGGGAAAGCGGCCCUUGGUUUGUUUAUUCUCUCGUUAUAGCUGCAACCACACAAACUGCAUAUACAUACGUACAUUCUUAUCUACGCUUUCUUUCCACCGCGACUGCACAACUGCACCGCACCUACAAAGUUACAACUCAAACACACCUCACUCAACCCCCCGCAACACCGCCAAGUUGGCGAAACUCAAAGAAAGCCCGAGCGGCAUGGAGCCGCCCUCGUCCCCCACCAAAUUCCCCAUGUCUCCUCCAGGCAUGCCCGUCUUGUCCGCCAGCCCUGAACGUGCCGCGGCCAUGAGAUCACCACACGGCGGAUCAAACCCUCAGUCGCCAUCGAUUCCGGACCUCCGUACAUCACCUCUGCGCAGACACCGCCGAAACGAUUCUGAUGUAUCCGUGCAUGGACUCGCGGCCAUGUUUGAAAACCUCGAAGUUAAGGACUUCAAGGAGGCCCAAGCAAAGUAUACGAAUGCCCUCCAGAAGGAAAGGACAAAGCACGCGUCCGAGGUGCGCCAGAUGGAGAAGGAUUACGCACUAGGCAUGAGCCGCCGCCAAGUGCGCAUCGAAGAGUUGGAGGCUCAGCUCGGCCACAUGAUUCAAAACCACAAGAAUUGCAUUUCCAAAGACGUUUGGGAUGCCGCUCGCAAGGAGCAGCGCGAAGCCAUCUCUAAGUGGGAAGGCGCGAUGAAACGUGUAGAAGAGAAGCGAGGUCAAAUGGAAAGCCACAUUGACAAGCUUAACAGGACGAUCGACGCCUACAAGGCGAAAGGUCACACUUAUAAGCAAAGCUUCGAGGAUGCUCGAGACCGAAGAGAUAAGCUGGAGAAGCUGCUACCCAACUACCAGGGCAAGGUGGCCGGGCUCGAGCGAACCAUCAAGAGAACUGAAUCCGACUUGAAACUAUACAUGGGCGAAGCUGAAAAGUACAAAAGCCAAGUGUACGGCCUACAGGUUGACGUCGAGGCCGUGCGAGCUCAGCUAGGAGAAGAAGUAGAAACGCUCAAGGACCGACUCCGCCUCGUUGAAGGUGAACGUGAUACAUUAAAAACAAGCCUAAAAGAAGAGGAGGUCCUACGCAUCGCUGCUGAAGGGCAGAUUCCACUUCCAGUAGCUACAAACGAAGAACACGAUGAGUUUGCCUCGCCAGUCCGCUCUCCGCGAAAGCAACGCAUGCCCGAGAGGAGCGAAGAAGACAAGGAAAAUGUAGCACCGAAAAAGGCCGCGGUUGAACUGAGGUUGGCACAACAAGAGCUGGCCACGGAGAGGCGUCUCCGCGAGCGUGCCCAAGAUCAGGUUGACUUCAUGAAGAUGGAAUGUCAAUUCCGGUGCUGUUCCUGCCGCGUUGCCGAUUUCAGCGGCUCACAAUACGUACACGAUGGCACUUACGCAACCGAGAUGGAGCGUAUCAAAGCAACUGUACCCGCUUUGACACCACCAUCCAGCAGUCACGGCGAGGAUGUUGAGAUGAGCACAGAAUCCCCUUCAGUCCAACAGGAGCGACCGCCUACCCCCCCUGGGGACGAGCCAGCUAUAGAUGACACCAUGGUAGCCGUUCGUGCAGAGAGCCAAUCUCCUGAGCCAGCACUCGCAUUCUCUCCCACAACAGGCGUGUUCCGUCCAACGCAGGAAGAGACAAUUCCGACAAUAGCAUCUGCGCAGGAGCUUUCCGCUAGACUUGCAGCGGAGAUCAACUCGUCGUCGCCGUGGGCACCGGAUGCCCAUAGCACUGUUUUACCUCUCUCUCGUCCACAAUCUCGCGCUGCUCUGAACAUUGGCGACGCCAUGCACAGCAAGUCCUCGGAUAUCAAGGUUCAUGAGGACGCUGUGAUGGAUAGUGACGAUGAAGAUAGUUGUCCGGGGACGCCUGGCGAGUACCCCACCGGCCCAGUGACCCCAGCACAAUACUUGAUGCGAACAAUCACUACUACUACCACCAUUCCGCUACACUUCUCCCCUGCCACACCAGCCAUGAAACGAGGAGCUCAGGCCAUGACACCUUCGACUGUUGCGCAUGCCCCAGCUGACGCACACACGCCGGUGCUUGGCGAGCUUGCGCUGAACAAAGCUCCAUUUGAUAGACAGGCUGCCCUCGAAGCAAUCCGUGAGCGACGUGGCAGGGCGAGGAGUAUGGCUGCGGGACAGGCCACGCCUCACAAGCAGAUGAUGGAAGGUGUAAAAGAGCGUAGGGAUAUCAGCGCACCUGUGUCCAGGCUGCACCGGUGA